Messenger RNA from Cololabis saira (Pacific saury), 2594 nucleotides. It is a transcript of the gene wdr1, whose product is annotated as WD repeat domain 1. Gene Ontology annotation, biological process: locomotion; positive regulation of actin filament depolymerization; sarcomere organization. The transcript has 15 exons. The coding region runs from base 93 to 1913 and encodes 606 amino acids. Gene Ontology annotation, molecular function: actin filament binding. Gene Ontology annotation, cellular component: cortical actin cytoskeleton. NCBI's taxonomy places the organism in Eukaryota, Metazoa, Chordata, Actinopteri, Beloniformes, Belonidae. The record is from RefSeq and is a predicted model, not a curated record.
GCUCUUCCGCGUGUGUGACGGGUCUGUCUCAGCGGCUCCGUCUGCACUCACUCCCGGGAAGAGCAGCGACCAGCAGCACUCCAGCCGACAACAUGCCAUAUGAACUGAAACAUGUAUUCGCCAGUCUCCCACAGAUGGAGAGGGGAGUUGCAAAGGUGAUUGGUGGCGAUCCCAAAGGAAACAACUUCCUCUACACCAAUGGGAAGUGCGUCAUCAUCAGGAACAUUGACAAUCCAGCCAUUGCAGACAUUUACACCGAACAUGCUCAUCCGGUUACUGUGGCCAAGUAUGCUCCCAGCGGCUUCUACAUUGCAUCUGGAGAUGCAUCAGGAAAGAUCCGUAUCUGGGACACCACCCAGAAGGAGCACAUGCUGAAGUACGAGUACACCCCUCUUUCAGGAAAGGUCAAGGAUAUUGCGUGGACAGAGGACAGCAAGAGGAUGGCUGUUGUUGGGGAUGGACGUGAAAAGUUUGGUGCAGUGUUCCUGUGGGACUCUGGCUCAUCAGUGGGAGAGGUUUCUGGGCAUGCAAAAUUAAUCAACAGUGUCGACAUAAGACAGAAACGCCCUUACCGCCUGGCCACUGGCAGCGACGACACCUGCGGUUCCUUCUUUGAGGGACCCCCCUUCAAGUUCAAAUUCACUUUACGGGACCACAGCCAGUUUGUCAACUGCGUUCGGUUUUCUCCAGAUGGAGGUCGAUUUGUCACCGCUGGCGCUGACGGCCAGAUAUUUCUCUAUGAUGGAGCAACUGGUGAACGUGUCGGAACACUCGGUGAUGAAAAGGCCCACAAAGGAGGAAUAUAUGCUGUCAGCUGGAGCCCUGACAGUUCCCAGCUGAUCUCAGCUUCAGGGGACAAAACGGUGAAGCUUUGGGAUGUUGGCGCCGGUACGGCUGUCACCACCUUCAACAUGGGCUCCGAUGUGACGGACCAGCAGCUGGGCUGCCUGUGGCAGAAAGACCACCUUCUCAGCAUCUCUCUGUCAGGAUACAUCAACUACCUGGACAAGAACAGCCCUGACCGACCCAUACGGACAGUCAAGGGUCACAGCAAAUCCAUCCAGUGCCUGACGGUUCACAAAAGUGAAGGCCGAUCAUACAUCUACUCGGGGAGUCAUGAUGGACACAUCAAUUACUGGGAUGGAGAAACUGGAGAGAAUGACUGCUUCUCAGGAAAAGGGCACAGCAACCAGGUGAGCAAGAUGGCAACUGACGACAAAGACGAGCUGGUGACGUGCAGCAUGGAUGAUACACUGCGCUACACCAACAUCAACAAGAAGGAGUACAGUGCUUCUGAUGUGGUGAAGAUGGAUUUCCAGCCCAAAAGUGUGUCGGCAGCAGUAGGAGGGCUGUCACUGGCUGUGUGCAUUGGACAGGUUGUGUUGCUGAAGGACAAGAAGAAAGUCUUCACGCUGGCAGACCUCGGUUACGAACCAGAGAUUGGAGCUAUCCAUCCCGGUGGAACCACAGCGGCUGUUGGGGGAGCGGAUGGGAAGGUCCGCCUGUACUCUGUUCAAGGCAACACUCUUAAGGACGACGACAAAACGCUUGAGGCCAAAGGUUGCAUCACAGAUAUGGCCUACUCUAAUGACGGAGCUUAUCUCGCUGUCGUUGAUGAGAAGAAAGUUACCACGGCCUUCAACGUGGCAGAUGGAUACUCGGUCAAAAAUGAGUUUUAUGGACAUCAUGCUAAACCAGUGUGUUUGGCCUGGUCACCUGAUAACGAGCACUUUGCGACUGGUGGCAUGGACAUGAUGGUGUACGUGUGGACGAUCGGAGAUCCUGACCAGAGAAUCAAAAUACCAGAUUCUCACCGCUUGCACCAUGUCAGCGGCCUGGCCUGGAUAGACGAGCACACUUUAGUCACCACCUCCCACGAUGCCAGCGUCAAGCUGUGGACGAUUACAUACUGAGCUGCAAGCAAACCUCCUCAUCUCCUGGGACAAGGACUACUGUAGACUUCAAGCCUUUCUUUCUGUCUUUUCUUUUUUUCCUUCUCCACUUUUUUUACAAUUGUGCUUACUGAGCGUUGAAUGGUGUCGUGAUGCUCCCUGUUAACAUCUUAAUUGUAAAGGGUACUAUUUGAAAACUGCUUCCUUAAGUGUCUGUCUCUUUAAUGCAGUCGACCUGAACGUGGGCCGAGAGGAAAUGUUGAAGUUUAAAAUGUAAUUGAUGCUCAUCAUUCCACAUAUGACUGAGUUUAAACUGAAACCCUGAUCCGUGGUUGCCGUCAAUGCAUCUUCGCUUAAAGGAUGAACCAACAGCUUCUUUCUUUUUUUGUUUAAUUAAGCAAAAUCGUGUUUAAAAUUCAACCUUUUGGUUACAUUCCUAUAAAUGAGCAGUAACUAGUCCCAACUGCAGUCAUGUGUCACUUUUUUUUCUGCUUGUGAUUCACAACUUUUCUUGGUGGACUGGGGGGCAAUAAUAGGAAGUGAAAGAGAACCGAUACAAUCACAAUGCUGUCUGGUUUGAGGUCCUGUGAUGUUGCUGUGUGUUGGCUCAUCAUAUUUUUUUCUUUUCUUUUGUAUAUGUCUUUAUGCAUCUACUUCCAAAGUGGAAGUAGUUCAUUAAUAAAAUAACUUUUUAAGCACUCA